Molecule: messenger RNA, 2071 nt
Organism: Echinops telfairi (small Madagascar hedgehog)
Lineage: Eukaryota; Metazoa; Chordata; Mammalia; Afrosoricida; Tenrecidae
Gene: EPOR
Product: erythropoietin receptor
Exons: 8
Coding region: 276-1790 (504 amino acids)
Biological process (GO): cytokine-mediated signaling pathway; positive regulation of cell population proliferation; hemopoiesis
Cellular component (GO): membrane; external side of plasma membrane
Molecular function (GO): protein binding; erythropoietin receptor activity
Source: RefSeq, a predicted model, not a curated record
UCCCCCAAGUGGCCACUGGACCCUAGAGGGCCCUGACCCUCUCCUCCUACCCAGUGAGGCGGAGCUGUGGCCUCCUGCUUAUCUCUCCCCAGGCGGCCUGCAGGCCCUGCCCGCCCCCAAGGGGGUGGGGUGGGAAGCUGCCACUUGGAGGCACUGAGCCGGGAAGGGGCUGGUCAGCUGUGUCCGGCGGAGGCAGCUGCUGACCCAGCUGUGGACUGCGGUGGAGACGGGGUGGAGGGGCUGGAGCCCUGGACCCCCAUCGUGGGGUCUGCUCCAUGGACCCUCUUUGGGCACCCCGAGUUGGCUCUCUCUGUCUCCUGCUUGCUGGAACCACCUGGGCCCCCUUACCCAAUCCAGACCCCAAGUUUGAACGCAAAGUGGCCCUGCUGGGGGCCCGGGGGCCCGAGGAGGAGCUGCUGUGCUUUACGGAGCGGCUGGAGGAUUUGGUGUGUUUCUGGGAGGAAGCAGCCAGCGUCGGGGUGGGCCCUCACAACUACAGCUUCACCUAUCAGCUCGAGGGCGAGCCAUGGAAGCUAUGUCAACUGCGCCAGGCGCUCACGGCCAGCGGCGCGGUGCGCUUCUGGUGCUCGCUGCCCACGGCCGACACGUCGAGCUUCGUGCCCCUAGAGCUGCGCGUCACGUUGGCCGGCGCCCCCCGCUACCACCGCAUCAUCCACGUCAAUGAAGUGGUGUUUCUGGACCCUCCCACAGGGCUGGUGGUGCGACAGGCGGACGAGGGCAGCCACGUGGUGCUGCGCUGGCUCCCCCCGCCUGGCGCGCCCAUGACCAGCCACAUCCGCUACGAAGUGGACGUCUCUGCGGGCGGCGGCGCCGGGGGCGCGCAGAGGGCCGAGAUCCUGCCGGGCCGCACCGAGUGUGUGCUGAGCAAUCUGCGGGCCAGGACGCGUUACACCUUCGCGGUCCGCGCGCGGAUGGCCGAGCCGAGCUUUGGUGGCUUCUGGAGCGCCUGGUCGGAGACGGUGUCACUGCGGACGGCUAGCGACCUGGAUCCCCUCAUCCUGACGCUCUCCUUCAUCCUGGUACUCACCCUGCUGCUGCUGGUCGUGCUCGCCCUGCUCUCCCACCGCCGGGCUCUGAAGCAGAAGAUCUGGCCAGGUAUCCCGAGCCCCGAGAGCGAGUUUGAGGGCCUCUUCACCACACACAAGGGGAACUUCCAGCUGUGGUUGUACCAGAAUGAAGACUGUUUAUGGUGGAGCCCCUGCACCCCCUUCGUGGAAGACCCCCCUGCUCCCCUAGAAGUUCUGUCUGAGCGCUGCUGGGGGGCCACCCCGGCAGUGGAGCCAGGGGCAGCAGAUGAAGGGCCCCUGCUGGAGCCAGUGGGCAGUGAGCAGGCCCGGGACACCUAUCUGGUGCUAGACAAGUGGCUGCUGCCCCAGAGCCCACCCAGUGAGGGCCUGCUGGGGCCUGGUGGCAGCGUGGGCACGGCAGCCACGGACUCGGACUUGGACACUUCCUCCUGCUCAUCCACCUUGGUCAGAAAGCCCGGGCCAGAGGGGGCUUCAGCUGCCAGCUUCGAGUAUACCAUCCUGGACCCCAGCUCCCAGCUCCUGUGUCCACGGACACUGUCCCUUGCACUGCCCCCCACCCCGCCCCACCUUAAGUACCUCUACCUCGUGGUCUCUGACUCCGGUAUCUCCACUGACUACAGCUCUGGAGGCUCCCAGGGGAGCCCAGGGGAUGCCUCUGACGCCCCUUACCCCAACCCCUAUGAGAAUAGCCUUGUCCCCACACCCGAACCCUCACCCCCCAGCUACGUAGCCUGCACCUAGGAGCCCAGUCCAGAGGUGCCUGGGGAUCCAGCACAGCUCAGCACUCGAGUUACGAUCCAGAGCUAAGACUCACCGGGCAGGGUUGUCUAAGCCUUCCUCAGGGCUGGGGGCAUGGCUGGCAUCGGUAUACGGCCUAGUCCACCCAGCUCAGGCCAGCAGAGCGUCCCAGAAGUCUUCAAACCGCAUCUAUAAAGGGACAGCUCAAGCUCCUCUCGUGUCUUUUCCAAACACUCACCCUUCCCUGGGUCGAGGCCCGAAUAAAGAUCCUUGAGCUCUCUGUA